Molecule: messenger RNA, 3689 nt
Organism: Thunnus maccoyii (southern bluefin tuna)
Lineage: Eukaryota; Metazoa; Chordata; Actinopteri; Scombriformes; Scombridae
Product: fibroleukin-like
Exons: 1
Coding region: 235-1056 (273 amino acids)
Source: RefSeq, a predicted model, not a curated record
AAAGUAAAGUGUUACUUGUUUCAUAUAUCAGAAAAAAAUACUGAUAAAACAUAAUAAUUUUAAAGUUUCUGCAUUUCUUGCAUUGAUCUCUCAAAUUCAGCUUGUGUGGAGGUUGACCUUAAAAGACUUUAAAGACACUUUUUUAUGGUGGAAAAGUGGGCCUAGUUUUGCACUGACCUCUGUUGCACAUGUGACCUCACUCAAAACAUUUCAGGGCUACAUCCCAGCUGUUAGAUGAUCACCUGCAGGCAGGAUUUUAGAUCACUCUCUAAGUCCCAGUUUGCUUUUGAAAAAAUAAUCAUGAUUCUUUAUCAUUUCUUCCUGAUCACAUUUUCCUUAUCUACAGUUACCAUGGCGAGGAGAGACUGCUCUGACCUGUUUCUGUUGGGGGAGACUGAAAGUGGAGUCUACCUGGUGACUCCAGAACUCCACGGCAGAAGCUUCUCGGUGUUCUGUGACAUGGAUAGGAAUGGUGGAGGAUGGACCGUGCUGCAGCGCCGUCAAGACGGCAGCGUGAGCUUCAAUCGCACUUGGGCAGAGUACCGAGCAGGCUUCGGUGAGCUGAACGGAGGGGAGUUUUGGCUGGGCAACGACAUGAUCCACCUGCUGACCCGGGAACGGGACAUGAUGCUGUUUGUGGAGCUGGAGGACUUUGACGGGGUGAUGGAGUAUGCAAUGUAUGACCAGUUCAAGGUGGCAAGUGAACGGAUGCGCUACAGGCUGACAGUAAGAGGUUACUCUGGCACUGCAGGUGAUUCACUUCGCUACGGCAGAGGUUAUGAUCACAACAACAGGUGGUUCACCACCCCGGACAGGGACCAUGACCGCUAUCCAUCUGGGAACUGCGGGGCCUACUACAGCUCCGGCUGGUGGUUUGAUGCAUGCAUGGCUGCAAACCUCAACGGGAGAUACUAUGUGGGAAGUUACAAAGGAAUCCGGGAUGGGAUUUACUGGGGGACGUGGCACAACAUAUCGACAGAGUAUUACCCUACCAAUGACAGACAGUCUUUUAAAAAUGUCAGGAUGAUGAUAAGACCAAAGGGCUUCACACCCUGAGUGGGUGUGAGUCUCGGGCAGGGCGUGUUUGAAAAGAAAAUAAACAAAAAAAGAUAUAACUGCUAACCACACCCAUAAGCUCCUAAAAUGCUCCAUGCAGUAUUUAAUAUUCAGUAUUUAAUAAAACCUAUUAUACUUUAACACUUACACACUAUUUUUUGUGAUCAACGGUUUAUUAAAGUUCAAGUUAUGUAUUGACGACUAGCAACAAAACAUUACAUUACUAGUGCACAUAACAUUUAUGACACAGAACAAAACAGGACUAAUGGCAGCACCGAGCCCCCAGUUAGAUCUCCAUAUAGUACACCGGGGAAUGUGUGUUCUGAUGUCAAAAAUAGAUAAAUACGUAAAAACAAAAGGGGGGAAAGGUCAAAAAGUCACAUGUGGAGGAGCAGUUACUUUCUGUACACUGUUAACACAAUGCUGCCGCCUUGUGGUGGGAUGUGAUUCUGAGAUACUAUUUUGUUUACAGGAGGAUGUGACAAUAAUAAGGAUGUACAUAGUACUUAUAAAGGUUAUUCGUUAAUUACAAAUUGUCUUUUCAUAGUCUUUUAAUAUUAAUAUGUCAUUAUAACACUUAUGUCGAGAGUGGAAUUUGUUUGUUGACCAGAGAGGGAAAUCCUCUUGUGAGGAGUUAUUUUUCUAUCAGUGAAGAUCAUAGAGAUGAUUUUUUAAAUUACAGUACUGGAAGUUGAUGUUGGAUUGGAGAGUUUAAUAAUUAAGAUUGUUUUGUGAAAAUAAAUAAAAUGUGCUACAUAAAAGCUUUGGAUUACUUUCCUUUUUUCUGCUGACAUUUCCUGCCAACUAAAGUACUAAAUAACCAAUAAAUUCAAAAACUGUGUGUUGUAUUUAUUGUACUGUGUAUUCAGUUCCAUCAAUAUUAUUAUUAUUUUUAAAAAGGCAACAUGGCCUCUCAGUAAUCAGCCCCAUGCAGGAGACUUGAACAAAUGUUUCAAGACUCAAACUCCCUACACCCUAUGCAGAGAAAAUUACGUCGCUUUUGAAUAGCUAACCUCGUCUGCUGAUUGGACAAAACCACAAGAGGGGCGGUGCGAUGUUUACACAAGAUCGUACAUCCGGUGUGUCAAGUUCCUCAGAGUGACGCAGAAUAAGGCCGGAAGCACGUGACUUUGCCCUCAAUAUAAAAGCAUAAAAUCCCAUGUUAAAGGAUGGGGUGUUAGAACUGUGUCUGGUAGUGUUUGUGGGCCUUUAUUUCCAUCCAAAAGAGUAACAAGUGUUAAUAGAUCAUCCAGAGUCCUGUUGAGAGGUUUGCUGUAGCAGAGUGGUUUUAUUUUUGUAUACCAGUUUACACAGAGCGAGUCUUACACAGUAAACUGACUGAGAGGAAUGACAGGGAGGCACAUUUAUCAUUUAUACAGUGAUCAGACAGCGUGCAAAUACAGCUGUGAUCACACAAGAGGGGCAGGAAGCUGUUCCCAGAUGUUACUUGAUUAAUACUAGGCGAACAAUUUUCACAGGUGGAUUCAAAUAUUUGGAUCAAAAGCAUGGGGAUAUAACAAAGAAUGGUUUACUAUGAAGUCUGUAUCUACAGACAUAAGCACUCCUCAAUACUUGAAGUGUUUUUUGUGACAGGCUGGAUUACUAACUGGGCAGAACACCAGGACCCUGAAAGCUCCAGACUGGAUGUGUACCACGCAGUUUGUGUUAGUGUAACUGAAAAGUUGUUUGGAAAUACGUACCACUAAAACACAAUAUCAGCUAGCAUAAGGGCCAUAAGGUGAGUUCUGCUUUAUUUCCUAAUCUUGAGGUCCUGUUUUGAAGAGGGUCAGUGUGUCAAAAUAUAGAAAUUCGUUAUUUCAGCCCUUGGCUUACAUUAGCUAAUUUCUAAGUUAAUUUGUGUUUACCAUCUGUGGCCGGAUUGUGUUCCAGCAUAGAAAAACUGUAAACACUGCACAGAGGAGAGAAAUGUGAGGGUUAACUGGGGCGCUGCAGCUCAUUUUUGCCCCCAAGCAGGAUAAUCUGGCCAUAAUGAUGUGUGUACUUUUCUCUCUCUCUUUGACUGUGUGUGUAAAGUUUCUACAAAACUAGAAACUAAACCAAGGCUAUGGAGGUUCAGGUUGAGCUCAAGAGGAAUUAUUUUAUUUUUACGAUAGAAGGGGACAAUAUAAACAUUCUGUUAUAUUUGUGAAAGAAAUAAUUGGUUACAUUACACUGCUCACAAUUUCACAGGGUGUGGUGUGUGUGUUUCUGUCUUAGAUUGUGUGAGUGACCUUUAUUUAACCUCCUCAUAUUUUCCCCACCUUGUUAUAAUAUCCCUUUUAUUAUUUCAUAUCAGAGCAACAACAAAUACUAACAUUGAAGCUUAAAUUUUAAAACAUAACCAGGUGCCCAUGGUGAGGAACAUAGAUCUUUCUUAUCCUAUGUUUUCGACAAAAAUAUGUGUAAUAUCUGGAGUUUAUAUCAAAUAAACACAAAUUAGCAAAAAGAAAAAGUCUUAUGUAAAAGGUGUUGAUUCCUAAGGCCAGAGAGAGGUCAAGUCAGUCGACUGACCACGAAUAAUGCUCAUUUUAUUGAUUUGUUGUGAAUUGUAAAUGUUUAUUCUAGACGACCUUUUAUUUAUUUAACCUUUUUUCGUAUUUCACACCUUAUUUAUAAUAUCCCCUUUAUAUUUU